GCUUCUCACGCCCUUCGCCAGGAGGGGUUCCCCAUCUGGCGCAAGGUGACUCGCUAUCGCACGCGAAAGAGGAGGGCGCUUUCGUUACGUGCCUCUGUAAGCUGCAGGCUUACCCUUCCGGUUUAGUAACUUUGGAGGAAUUAACUAGAUCCCCUCCUCCUCCUCCCAGCACACACACACCUUGGAAUUCCCCUCAAUCAGUGGCUGCAAUAUUUGUUGUAGAGUUAGCACUUAAAGUAGAAGCUUUCCCACGCGUGCCAUCUUGUCGUCUCCCCUCUCUCUCUCUCAACGGGACCUGCAAUGCUUAUAGCAGAACAUAGCUUCCAGCGCGGCUAGGGUUCUUUCGAGAGUUGCAAACGGUUUGUUUAAUUUAAGGUUGGUUCAGUGUCUCACAUCAUUUUCACUGGCUUGGGAUAUGGCAAAAGCAGUAGUAAUUGAUUUAUGCAGCCUAGAAGCAAACUCUUGGAAUAACUGGACCCAGAAAUCACUAAACAGGACGUUAGAAGCUGUCCGAGAGGAAGACCCUUCUCAGACUCCAUUUGUUUACCUUUUAUGUUGCAAAAUCCUCCAAAAUGGAGAAGAUGCAUUCCAUACAGAAAUGCAAAACUUUCAUUGCCCAGAGAAAGGGCUUGAGGUAGUAUGUGCUCCGAGUACAGUUGCUGCUUUAUACACCAUUAAACAAAAGUUUGAUGAAAAAGGCAUAAGCAGUGUUAAAAUCAUCUUGCCACCACAAAGAAAACCUUUAAUGAAAGAGUUUGUUGAUCAGCUUUUUACUAGUGUUUAUCAGCUUGAAUUUAAAGAUCUACAGAUGAACUGUGAAGAAACCCACCUGGAGAAAUCCACAGUUUCUCAGAGUGAAUUAAUGCCAAUUACAGACCAAGACAUUGAAACGAUCCGAAGUGAGAUAAAGAUCUUCUUAGAAAAUCUUCCUAGUCUGAAAGGGGAACUCAACAUUCUCAAAUCUGUGUUGAUUCCAGAUCAUAUCUUCCUACAUGGAUUUACUACGAGAGCAGGUGGCAUUUCAUAUAUACCAAGUCUGAGCUCCUUCAAUCUCUUCAGUAGUUCAAAACGCCGUGACCCACCAGUUGUGGUUAAGGAGAACCUCCGUAGGUUAGCCCUUGCUGCUGGAUUCAACCAAGAUAUGUAUCACAGUAUAAAGGUCAACCAUGCCAGCGAUGUUUGGGUCAUGGGAAAGGCUAAGCCAGAUAGCUAUGAUGGCAUAGUAACCAACCAGAGAGGCAUUACAAUAGCUGCUCCUGGGGCAGACUGCAUCCCUUUGCUUUUUGCUGAUCCUGUCAAAAAAGCAUGUGGUGCUGCUCAUUCAGGUUGGCAAGGCACAUUGUUGGGAGUAGCUAUGGCUACUGUGCAUGCUAUGGUGACCGAAUAUGGCUGUGAGAUCAAAGAUAUACUUGUUGUCCUGGGACCGUCUGUUGGACCUUGUUGCUUUACACUACCUCGAGAAUCGGCAAAGAAGUUCCAUAGGAUUGAUCCAAAAUGUGUAAGACAUUAUGAAUCGUCAAAUCCCUACGUUGAUAUCAGAAGAGCAACACGUGUUCUACUGGAAACUGGAGGGAUUCUGCCUCAGAACAUUCAAGACGAUACUAUACUGGACCAGAAUCAAAACCUCACUCUGUGUACAUCCUGCACCCCUGAUAAGUUCUAUUCCCAUGUACGUGACGGUGAUAAUUUUGGGACACAAAUUGGUUUCAUAUCAAUUAAAAACUGAGUGUGUCGUCAUCUCUUAUAAAUCUGGCAGAAUCUCUUGGUGCUGGCUGAUGAUGAUCUGGCCAUGUAAAGUUUCCAGCUAAAGUUUCCAUGUAAAGUUUCGAGCUUUGCUGCAUCUUGGGACCUGCAACCACCCUAAGAAGUGAUUGUUUAUUCUGGCAGCUACAGCAGGGAGGACAUGCUUGCCCACAUUUAAGGAACUCUGAACCAGCAGCAGACCACCCAACAUUCAGCUCUAGGAAUCCAGAGCUGACAUAAACGACAGUAUCCGCUCUCUUCAUUUGGCCAGUGUGGCAGCACUGUUACUAGACCUUGUAACAUUAGCCACCCUAUCAAGAAGAAAUCAUCCAAUAUAAUAGGCUCUUACCUGUCAGCAGUGCCCUUCAGCAUGUUUACAUUAGCCAAAUAGAACAGUUCCUAUGAAAGAGAACAAAUACGACCAUACAGAAGGCAGACUUUUUAAAUUCUGACCUUAGGAUUGCUGUGUGUUAACUGCAGGGUGAGGUGGUGGGGGAGGAUAGCUUGAAUAAGAUGCUGGAGAACUUGGGCAUUACUCACAAAUUGGAUAAUAUUUCUCAGUGUUUCAAGAAUAAUUAUGAUGGAUUUUUCAAUGCAAGAAGAAAUUUUUUCAUUUGCUACAUAUUAAGUUUCUAUAUAUGACCACCCAAAUUUGGGUUAUCUGUUGCUAACCCAGGUUUGCAUGCACAUGUGAACCAGGCAAAGCACCCAAGCCCAGGCUGUCCAAAUCCAGGUAGCCCUGCUUCUAACUCUGGAUCUUAACCCAGGUUAGUGCAGAGCAGGGCCCCUGUACAUGGGUUUGUGGAUCAUAGGCCCACUUUCCGCUCUGCUUGAGGGUCCUGGCAGCCUGCUGCCAUGUUUUUAAGAAAGUGCUGUGGCUGGAGGAGCUGUGCUCUGUGAAUGUGCCGCUCUGCACAGCCCACUUCAUGCUCACUUUCUUAAAAUGGCUGGAAUGGGGCUCGUCCCACCUCCUUCCCCAUUGUGGCCAAUUGGAGCAUGGCUGCUAACAUCAUGGGGUUCCCUUCUCCUGGCUGUGCAGUGCAUUGUGGGAAGGUUCCAGGGCCAGACUGGGCACUGAGAGGGCGGUGGAAUGUAUGUGGAGAGGGUUCCGGGUUUUGAGCAGAAUGGGUAAUUAAGGGUGGGAGUUGGGGUACAGGGUGCACGGCGGGUGGGACACAUUGGGAAUAUGCCCUGUGGGCCAGUCUGAGCCUGGAAGGUUCUCUCAAUUCUCAGAGGCCUUCGUUCCAAGCUCACCACUUUGGGAGCAAGGGUUGUGGAAUCCAACGGAGGCUCUGCUUGUCUGCCCAGGAUAGGGUGAGGGCUCUUCCAAGCCCCGAACCCCACCCGCUUCUGAUUGUGUGCAAACCCACUGUAUUCUUGUUGAACACUCCCAUGUAUCACCAUUUGCUUUCCCCCUGCCAUUGCUUUUGUCUUUUGUAUCCCCAUCUUUUGAUUGGAUGUUUUCUCAAGUAUAAAUGAACUCAUAUGUAUCUGUUCUAUA
Hemicordylus capensis (graceful crag lizard) is the source of this 3244-nucleotide messenger RNA. RefSeq names its product laccase domain containing 1 (gene LACC1). The transcript is spliced from 6 exons. The record is from RefSeq and is a predicted model, not a curated record. Gene Ontology annotation, molecular function: copper ion binding. Bases 416 to 1726 code for a protein of 436 amino acids. NCBI's taxonomy places the organism in Eukaryota, Metazoa, Chordata, Lepidosauria, Squamata, Cordylidae.